Hymenoscyphus albidus is the source of this 1070-nucleotide messenger RNA. Lineage: Eukaryota; Fungi; Ascomycota; Leotiomycetes; Helotiales; Helotiaceae. The record is from the annotation of a GenBank genome assembly.
AUGAACUAUGUGGUUCCCGACAACAAGGAGACAAAAGAGGGUUGGGGAUUUCUGUUCGGUCUUGCUAUCAAGGAAGUAGCUAAGCGAGAAGAGCAAUUGAAGCAUGGAAUCCUCCCUGAGUCAAAGGACUUUAUGCAACAGUAAGUAUUUACCUCCCUUGAAAACAGCGGAGAAGACUCAUUUAUUCGAAUCAAUGAGUUUAUACUAACCAAAACAACAGUGCAAUGGAAGCAACUCUCGAGGGCCGCCCCCUAACCCCCUAUGAAAAGCAAGCACAAGUAACCCUCCUAAUUCUCGCCGGUGCCGAAACUACAGCCGUAACACUGGCUUGCCUCCUCCGCUUCCUUGUCCUCCACCCUCAAAUUCUCGAAAAGGCACGACAAGAAAUCGACAACGCAUUGGAAAACGCACUUAUCUCGGCCCCAGUAAAGUUUCAAGAAGCGCUUAACCAUCUCCCUUACUUUGUAGCUUGUGCAAAGGAGGCAUUACGUUUAAACCCCCCUGCUGCUUUUACUAAGUUCCCUUUUCUCUCUCCUUAACACAUUCUUUCCUGUUGUUCAGCCAAAACUUAGCCCUAAGAAUUGAAAAACUGGAUGUAUUUAUUAAUAACCCCCACAGUCUUCUCCCGCGAGAUCCCCCCAGCCGGAAAACCCAUAGACGGACACUUCAUCCCCGGCGGCACCGACGUAGUGACCCAGGCCCACAUUGUCCAACGAGACCCCAUACUCUACGCACCCGACCCAGAGGUAUAUCGACCAGAACGUUGGCUCGAAAGCGAUGAAAAGACAAAGGAAUUCGAGGCCGCAAGUUUUGUUUUCGGUACUGGCCCAAGAUUCUGUUUAGGCAAGGACAUUGCGCUUAUGGAGCUUUACAAGCUGGUUCCUGAGGUGAGUGGUACCUCCCAAAGAAGAUGAAGGCGGGGGUAGGCUUAAGUGAUAUCAGAGCUAACAAGGCUAUAGGUAAUUAGAAACUUCGAUAUCGAACUCAUCAACGAGGGAACAUAUCAUAUCUCGGGACAGGUCACCCAUUUGGACGACUUCAUUGUUAAGUUGCAUCCACGAGUCUCCUGA